CUUCACUACUCUGUUCUAAGAGGAAAUUUGAGAGGGCGCAGAAAGUGGAGAAACAAACAACAAUGAUUUCUUCAACUUUGCAAUCUUCCUUUCAGGGCUCAUCUCUUCAUUUAUCUCUCUCCAAUUCCACUUUUCAACAUCCAAAAAAAUUCCAAAUUAAAUCUCAAAACUUAUCUUCAAAUAAUUCUAAUUAUGUUAAUCCUCCUCCUAAUAAACUCUCAAAGCAAGGAAUGCAAAAGUAUUGUGUACCUUUAGCUGUUUCAUUACUACUCUGCUGCUCAAAUCCAAAUCCAGCUCAAGCAGGAUUUCUGUCUGGCUCUACUGGAAUUGAAUCUAUUCCUGGUCCUCAACUGCCUACUAUUGAAUUCCUCGAUCGUUUCAAUGGAGAGAACCAAAAGAAGUAUGCUGAAAAUGAUGAGAGGAUCAAAUCCUCCCCUAUCAUCAAAGAACUACUUGAGCGGUCCAAAAUGAAUAAGGAAAAGAACAAGCAAGAAAUAAUGGACAAGUACUGCUUACGUGGAGCAGAGUGGGGAGUAGGAGAUUGCUCAACAGAAGGGAUGACACCAGAAGAGAGAGAUACUUUCAUAGCAACCUUAAAACAAAAGACUGGCACCAAAUGAUCAUUCUUCUGCUUAAUUCUUUUUAAUUAGCUAGCCAUGUAGUAUUACUCAACCUUACUUGAACAGGAUCUGUUCUAUUGUAAAACACUUUGAUCUAUUUUUCGUUCCUCUUGUUCCAUGGAUCUUAAA
This is a messenger RNA of Spinacia oleracea (spinach), 749 nucleotides long. RefSeq lists its product as uncharacterized. NCBI's taxonomy places the organism in Eukaryota, Viridiplantae, Streptophyta, Magnoliopsida, Caryophyllales, Amaranthaceae. Bases 63 to 620 code for a protein of 185 amino acids. The record is from RefSeq and is a predicted model, not a curated record. The transcript has 4 exons.